AUGGUCGUCCGCGCCCUUGCCAUCAUCAUGCUCGCCCUGGCCCUCGGCAUCUUCAUAUACGCCACCGUCACCUGGGAAUACAAUGUCAUGCCCGGAUACAUCAUGGUAUCCAUCUAUGUCGUCUUCAAUCUAGUGUGCAUGAUUCAUGUUGCAACUUUACUCGCCUCAAAGUGUCACUCGUCGUGCUCUUUUCAGAAGACCUGUAUCGCAGUCCGCAUCGCCCUCGAGGCCGCCGCGACAGGCGGGGCCAUUGGAGGUGGCUUUGUCGAGUUUUCCGAGCCGGCCGAGCUCCCGGACUGCGACUCUCCUACCUGCCAGGCGGCAUCGCAGAUUGGAAUAGCGCGAGAGCCUGCUGCGACGCUGAUAUGGAUCACUGCAGCAUUGCAUUAUGUCUUCCUCAACUUGGUUGCCGUCGAAUACUGCCUCCUCCCGCGGAAAUAUGUGCGCGAGCCGUUGGGUGCAGACUGUGAACUGCCGAAUAGACCAUUGCCCUGA
This is a messenger RNA of Beauveria bassiana ARSEF 2860, 495 nucleotides long. RefSeq lists its product as uncharacterized. The transcript has 3 exons. The record is from RefSeq and is a predicted model, not a curated record. The coding region runs from base 1 to 495 and encodes 164 amino acids. NCBI's taxonomy places the organism in Eukaryota, Fungi, Ascomycota, Sordariomycetes, Hypocreales, Cordycipitaceae.